ACAACCUGCAAAACUAUUUCGUUCCUGCCAAAUAUUGACCUAUCUGUUCUUGCCAUGUUUUUUGCCCAAGCCCUAACCCUGUGUUUAGCACACCUCGGCAUGUUAAAGUGGGUCGCUCUCACCUGGGCUGACCGCGACAAACCCAAUUCCGGUCGAUGGCGGGGUUCGUGAAGAUCGUGAAUGACGUCCGGUUCAACCUCCAAUUGCUAUCGACACCCAUCAUAAGCAAGCGAAAAUGGGACCUCAGCCUGGACAAAAGACGGUGCUCAUCACCGGAUGCACCCCGGGAGGUAUCGGCCAUGCGCUCUGCCUAGAAUUCCACUCCAAGGGCCUGCACGUCAUAGCCACAGCCCGCAACCCAUCCGUGCUCGCCGACCUCAACGCCCUGGGCAUGACCACCCUCCCCCUCGACGUCACAAGCCCGUCCAGCAUCAAGACCUGCCACGACCAAGUCUCCGCCCUCACCAACAACAAGCUCGACAUCCUCGUCAACAACGCCGGCCGAACCCACACCCACCCCGCCACCGACAUCGACAUCGACGACGUCCGCGAGACCUUUGAGACAAACGUCUUUGGCGUCAUGGCCAUGUGCGCCGCCUUUUCCGAUCUGCUCAUCAACUCCAAGGGUUUAAUCAUCAAUAUCGCCUCCCUCGCUGCCAUCACCCCCUACGUCUUUGGCUCCGUUUACUGCGCCUCCAAGGGUGCCGUUGUGUCGUACUCAAGGACCCUGCGGUUGGAGCUCAAGCCUUUUGGUGUGAGGGUCAUGGUUGCCAUGACUGGUACUGUGAGGAGCCAGAUCGCGAGCAAGACCCACCGGACGCUGCCUGAGGAAAGUAUUUAUCAGCGGGUCAAGGAGAUCUUUGAGAAGAGGUUGACGUUCAGCCAGAACAAUGCAACUGUCAAGACGGAGGAUUAUGCGAAGAAGCUGGUGGCUAAUGCGCUCAAGCCUGAGUGGCCGCUUAUCUUGCGGUCUUGGUUUGGCAGAGCGGAUUGGUUUUGGGCUGGUGGCUGGAGCAAGGGUGUUUGGGCCAGUACAUUCUUUGGGGAGUGGAUCUUGGACUUUGUGCUAUAUCGGUUGAUUGGCUUGAAGAAGAUGGAACAGGUGUUGAGGGAGGAGGAGAGGAAGAAAAAGCUGACUUGAAAAGCCGUCAGUU
Messenger RNA from Podospora pseudocomata, 1154 nucleotides. It is a transcript of the gene AYR1, whose product is annotated as NADPH-dependent 1-acyl dihydroxyacetone phosphate reductase. NCBI's taxonomy places the organism in Eukaryota, Fungi, Ascomycota, Sordariomycetes, Sordariales, Podosporaceae. Gene Ontology annotation, molecular function: acylglycerone-phosphate reductase (NADP+) activity; triacylglycerol lipase activity. The transcript has 3 exons. Gene Ontology annotation, biological process: phosphatidic acid biosynthetic process; triglyceride catabolic process. The record is from RefSeq and is a predicted model, not a curated record. The coding region runs from base 236 to 1141 and encodes 301 amino acids. Gene Ontology annotation, cellular component: endoplasmic reticulum; lipid droplet.